AUGAGAUUACUAAAUGGUUUAUUAUUUGAGGGCCGCAUUUUAUUUACUGAUGGUUAUUAUACGAGUGUUCCUUUGGGUGAAGAACUAUUACAAAAUAAUACAUUUAUUUGUGGUACUGUAAAAAUAAACAAAAAAUUUCUACCACCGCAGGCAAAACAAAAACAAAAACGUGGUGAAUUGAUGCAUUUCGAAAAUCGUAGCGGUGUAAAAUUUCUGAAAUGGACUGACAAAAGACCAGUUUGCAUGUUAACUACCUCAAAGAAUCACCGGUGUAAAUUUGUGGCAGGAACAAAUGGCAAAGUAAAACCCGAUGCUGUGUUUGAUUAUAAUAUUGCAAAAAAAGGUGUUGAUUUAUCAGAUCAACUAUCGGGUUAUUACAGUUGUUUGAGAAAAACCAUUAAAUGGUACAGAAAAGUUAUAAUACAAUUAAUAUGCGGAACCUCCCUCGUGAAUGCGUGGGAAGUUAUUAUCGAUCACCUUUUGGCUGAAGAACAAAUAUACUGUCCUAUACCGUCACAUAAACAUGUUCUUCAAUCAUAUGAGGGAUCUGCAAGAGAGUCACGUAAACGCUGCAAGGAAUGCUAUAAAAAAUUGUCCGAGAAAAAGGGCAGAGAUUAUGCCACUAACAAAACUACAAGAGUUAAGACUUAUUGUGGCCAGUGCAAGGGCCAGCCAGCAUUAUGCUUGAAAUGUUUCAACAAAUUACAUAAAAAACAAUAA
Messenger RNA from Apis florea (little honeybee), 720 nucleotides. RefSeq lists its product as uncharacterized. Lineage: Eukaryota; Metazoa; Arthropoda; Insecta; Hymenoptera; Apidae. The record is from RefSeq and is a predicted model, not a curated record.